AUGGACGAGUACACACAAAAUGGUCAGACACCUCUGAUUCCCACCGAAGAACCUAUGGACCAUUUAUACUCGGUGGACCCAUGCAGUCAAGCAACCAAGCCGCCAGGUACAUUCAACAAUGAAGACUCACAGUCUGCUAACAUCACUCCUGCGCAGCGUGAGCCACAAGUCAACAUGGAUCACAUGCAAGCUUCUUCGAACGCCGACGACGAUGGCUUCACUGUCUACACGUCACGGAAGCGGAAGUGUCAGCACGAAAACAACGGGGAGGUGAAUCAACUUCAAGAGACAGUGGUGACGAAAAGAGCCUCACAAGUCAAGAAAAAAAGAAAGCAAAUAAAGCUGGGAAAACCAAUAUCGCGGCACAUACACAAGCUACACAAAGUUCUUCAACAGCCCCAACUUACUCUGCAGCCUCCACAGCAAAAACAGCAGCCACCCACGCAACAGCCACAGCAGCUUCCGUCCCCAGUGUGGCUGCAAGUAAAAGGAGCUUUGCCACAAGAGCAGCAAAAGCAGCUGAGACAAAUUCUGCAGACACAGCCGUCUCCACAGGUGCAACCACGGCAGUACGGUCAAGAAGGAAUGACUAUGCCGAAAGGGCAACCUCAGUGGCAACAGAUAAUAUUGCAAUCAAGCCUUCUUCCACAGGAAAAACUACUGCAGCAACCAGGGCCACAGUCGCAAACUUUGCCCCUAUAUUUGUCCAACGCGCCCCCACUGUUUCAGUCAACACGGCAGCAAGGGCCUCACUUUCAGAUUCCUGCAAUCACCCAACAACAAGUCCUGCCUCUGAAUCAGCAACAACUGCAUCUAGGCUAUACAGAACAGCUGCAGCAGCAGCUGCAACUCCCACCGCAAAUACCUAAAAAAGGUUUCGAAUACGCACUACCCCAAGUAAGGUAUCAACGUCAGCCACCUUUUGAUCAGCAAUAUUUGCUAGAACAGCAACAAGAAUUAAAUCAAGAGCUGCAGAAACAAGUGGCUUUGCUGACUUAUCAGCAACAGCAGCAGGGUCAGAUACCACAGCAGCAAGGCUGGCCUCAAAAAAGGUCAAAAAUUCUGCUUAUUCACCAGCAGUUGCAGCCCGAUGAAUACUUGGAGUCGAUCGCUGUUGAUGGGCAACCAAUUUACAACCAGAUCGACCCGCCGCCUGGUGCGAUGCAACAAUUGCCACCACUCAUGCCGCAACAGCUGCAACCGGACAGCCCACAGCUGGAACCGAACAUGCAGCCACCUCCGGCGCACAUGCACAAAAAGAAAAAGAGCAAGAGCAAGAAGAAGAAAAGCAGUAAGAGCAAGAAGAAAAAGAGCAGCAAAAAGAAGAGCAGCAAGAGCAAAAAGAAAAAGAGUAGCAAGAGCAAAAAGAAGGGCGAUGGAGACAAAAAGAAAAAGAAGUCGAAAAGCAAGUCCUCCAAAAAGAAAAGCAGCAAGAGCAAAAAGAAAGGCAGCAAAUCAAAAGGAAAAAAGAAGGGGAGCAAGUCUAAAAAGAGCAGUAAGUCUAAAAAGAGCAGUAAGUCUAAAAAGAAGAAGGGGAAGAAGGGAAGUAAGUCUAAAGGGAAAAAAGGAAAAAAGAAAAAGAAGGGCCAAGAGGAAGGAUCCGAGGAAGCUGGUGGAGACGAUGUGAAGACGCAAGCAGCCACAGCUGGAACAACUAUUGCUCCAAGUGCUGUGGGUACCGCAGCACCACCUGGCUUUCUAUACGCUCCUGGGUCCCCCGGGUACCCGGGGUCUUACAGUCCAGCCCUCAGGGGUGCCCUGAGAACCGGACCAGGGGUUCCGGGAAUGGCACCCAGGUACUCGCCGCGCUUCGCCCCAAUGCCUGGAGGAGGGGUGACCGCCAGAAUAAGCGUCACGUCUCUACCAGUUACGGGCGGUGUGAGACGCUACCGCCUGAUGCCAGGUGCCAGCCCUUCCACGGUUUCGAUUGGGUCGCAGAGGGGAAGCAGCAUUGUUGUGGCCGUCAAACGCAGGAGGAGGUCGAGCAGCCUUCCGAGUUCGUCGUAUUCCUCUAUGCAGAUGGCACAAGCUCCCCAGUAUUAUAGGGGCAGUCCUUACACGACUGGUUAUUACGACGACAUGUCGGAAAGCUAUUACGACGACGAACAGUACUCGCUGCCUAGUCUAGAUUACGAGGGGAGCUACUAUGCGGAUGAGCUCGUGGGCGAUCAGUAUACAGGUGAUGCGUACAGGCGACCAGCGGACGACGGCUUUACCUUUCCGCCCCAAAUUCACAUGCAGCCUCCAGCACAACUGGCCGAACCGUAUUCACCCAUAAUUCAAAUUGCGAUGCAACCGCCAGCUGAACCCUUCUCGCAAGUUCCGUUUACUGCGAAUCCACAACUGGUGACUUAUCCUCAAAUGCAGACGCAAUUUCAGCAGAUGCAAUCAGUUCAAGAGUCCUCAAAGCCUAUCAUCAUUCAUCACCAGUCCCUGUUACCCCCGGGACAACCGCCAAAGCCCAUUAUAAUCCACCAUCAAACACCUAACAUGCACGUUCAGAUCUCAUCUACGUCCAACAGCACAACUUCGGUUGAUCAGGCGCCACCGCCAACCGGAGCAUUCAGACCACACAGAGCCUAUUCUCCGCCUCCACCGCAUUACCACGACAUGGUCCCACCAUCACCGAUGCAUAUGCAUUAUUCUCCGCCACCUCCAAUCCAGGAGUAUGCGAUGUCUCCACCACCGCCGAUGAGGCGGCCCCGUAGGUUCCACUCGAUGCCUUCACCUACUAUGAUGACAACCUCUAUAAUGCCAUCUCCGGCAACGUCAAUGAUGAUGCAGCCUAUGAUUGCACAAUCACCGCCGCCUCCCAUGAUGAUGCCGAAUUCAAUGUCUCCUUUCCCGCCUCCUAUGGCGGCGUCGCCCUCACUUUCUGCGACGAUGAUGCCCAUGAUGCCUCCAAUGAUGUCGCCUAUGAUGCCGCAAAUGAUGCCAUCAAUGACGCAGCCCAUGAUUCCGCCUGUGAUGCCUCCCAUGAUGCUACCCAUGAUGUCGCCCAUGAUGCCUCCGCCGAUGCAGUACCCUGGCUAUCCCCAGCCCGCAGUGUCCAACACGGAGAAGAUAUACUACCGGGUGGAAAAACGGGGCGAAUCUUCGGACAGCGAUUACGACUACAGAAAGCACAGGCGGCGCGGCCAGAAGUCUCGGAGAAGGCGUCGGAGGUCGUGGCACCGCUCUUCUUCUCCCUCGGACGAAACAUCCUUAAAUUCGCUGCGCAGCGUGUCGUCGGCUCCCGCCACCCUGACGCCCGUCUUUCAACAGUAUCAACAGUUGGCUCCAUACCAGGCAGGGGCCUUCCAGCAGCCGAAUAUGCUGACGUCACAUGCGGUGCCCCAGGCGCCCUACAUCACGGGAAUUCCGGACAGCAGUCAGGACCUCAUGUCCAUCGAAAGGGCUAUGAAGAAGAUGUAUAUACAGAGAUUUCCCAGCGAACCGGACAGGCAGUCGCUAUUUCCGGAGCGGUCCCUCAUCAUCAUAUUGGUGAUGGUAUUCAUCUUCGCCGUACUCGUGGUGGUCCUAGCUGUAGUGCGCUCGUCCUCUCCAAAUGGUUAUUUCUAA
Molecule: messenger RNA, 3561 nt
Organism: Ixodes scapularis (black-legged tick)
Lineage: Eukaryota; Metazoa; Arthropoda; Arachnida; Ixodida; Ixodidae
Product: flocculation protein FLO11-like
Exons: 5
Coding region: 1-3561 (1186 amino acids)
Source: RefSeq, a predicted model, not a curated record